AAAAUGGAGGACGCUGGUGGCUCUACAUUUGCUGCCGGCCUGUGCUUGGAAUGGAAACACUUGAACUAUUAUGUCCCGUCCAAGGAGGAAAAUAACUACAGUUUUUGGGAAUCAUGCCGUGCCCAAAGGGAGUUGCAGAUUUUAAAUGAUGUUAGUGGCCACAUGAAAACUGGCGAUCUGGUGGCCAUAUUGGGUUGCAGUGGUGCCGGUAAAACCACCUUAUUGGCAGCAAUAUCACAACGUUUGCGUGGUAAUUUGACGGGGGAGGUGGUAGUGAAUGGCACAGUUAUGUCCCGUUCGGAAAUGAUACGCAUCUCAAGUUUUCUACCCCAAUUUGAGAUAAAUGUUCAGACAUUUACCGCCUAUGAACAUUUGUAUUUUAUGUCCCACUUCAAAAUGCAUCGCAAAACCUCAAAAGCAGAGAAACGCCAACGUGUUGAAGACCUUCUGCUGGCGGUGGGUUUAAGAAAUAUUGCUCAUACUCGGAUUCAACAGAUGUCCGGUGGAGAACGAAAGAGACUUAGUUUGGCGGAGGAGCUAAUCACCGAUCCUCCAUUUAUAUUUUGUGAUGAACCGACCACGGGUCUGGAUAGUUAUAAUGCCUUUACUGUGAUCAAAACUCUACGGCAUUUGUGUACACGUCAUCGCAUCCUGAAUAAAUCUCUAACAUCAUUAUAUGGCGAAGAUUCAUAUUCUUCACCGAGUGGUGAAAGUAGUCCUAGCAGUUCAAUAGAAAUGGAAAUAUUAGAUUCGGAUUUACCCAGUCUGAAAGCGUUGAACAACAGUCCAAAUGGUCGUUAUAAAAAAGCCAUCAUCUGUUCAAUACAUCAACCUACUUCGGAUAUAUUUGAGCUAUUUACGCACAUUGUAUUGAUGGAUGCCGGACGAUUGGUAUAUCAGGGCAGGACAGAAGAUGCUGUGGAAUUUUUUACCAACUUGGGUUAUUCGAUUCCCCACAACUGUAAUCCAGCCGAUUUUUAUUUGAAAACAAUAUCGGAUAGUCAUACCAAUCGCAAGGAUGGAGCUGUUGUAAGAGCUAAACAUAAUUUACAGACCAUGGGUCUGUAUAACAGUAGCUGGUUGCUGCCGAAACCUUACACGGGAGAUUAUUUAAAUAAUAUGAAGAAUUUCAAAAAGAUUUGGUGGCCCAUACAGGUCUAUUUACUGUUAAAACGUUUCGUUAUGGAUGACAGUCGGAAUUUGAAGCAAGGCGUUAUAUCAACGGGAUUUUUUAUGAUUACAUCCGUCACCCUGGCCAUAAUGUAUUCCGGUGUGGUUGGCAUGUCGCAGACUUCGAUCCAAGAUAUUGGCGGUUCAAUAUUUAUGCUUAGCAGUGAAAUGAUAUUUACCUUCUCCUAUGGCGUUACAUAUGUAUUUCCAGCUGCCUUGCCAAUAUUGAGGCGUGAAGUGGGCGAGGGUACUUACAGCUUAUCGGCCUAUUAUGUUGCGGUGGUUCUCUCAUUUAUACCCAUGGCAUUUUUUAAAAGUUAUUUUUUCUUUUCCAUCGUCUAUGCAUUUAUUUACUAUGAGCGUGGUUUUAUGUUAUUCCUAACAAUGGGUUUAAUAUUGGCUCUGUCGGCAGUGGCGGCCACAGGGUAUGGUUUGUUUUUAUCGACAUUGUUUGAAUCGGAAAAAAUGGCAUCGGAAUGUGCAGCACCAUUUGAUUUGGUAUUUUUGAUAUUUGGUGGAGCGUACUAUAAUGUCGAUUCGAUACCAUUUUUGAAAUAUCUGUCACUGUUUUUCUAUUCCAAUGAGGCGCUGAUGUAUAAUUUUUGGAUUGAUGUGGAUAAGAUUGACUGUCCCAAAAACCAGGCCCAUCCAUGCAUAAAAAACGGCCUGGAGGUCCUGAAACGUGGAUCUUUUCGCACCUCGGAUGACACCUAUUGGAUGGAUUGUUUGGGUCUAGUUUUCAUUGCCGUGGUGUUUAACAUAAUGGCUUAUUGUUUCAUCAAGAAGUAUAUACGUCGCAGUGGUUAUUAUUAAAAAGUGAA
Musca vetustissima is the source of this 1991-nucleotide messenger RNA. RefSeq names its product protein brown. The record is from RefSeq and is a predicted model, not a curated record. Bases 4 to 1983 code for a protein of 659 amino acids. Gene Ontology annotation, molecular function: ABC-type transporter activity; ATP hydrolysis activity; ATP binding. Gene Ontology annotation, cellular component: plasma membrane. NCBI's taxonomy places the organism in Eukaryota, Metazoa, Arthropoda, Insecta, Diptera, Muscidae. The transcript has 8 exons.